This is a messenger RNA of Symbiodinium necroappetens, 219 nucleotides long. NCBI's taxonomy places the organism in Eukaryota, Dinophyceae, Suessiales, Symbiodiniaceae. The record is from the annotation of a GenBank genome assembly.
AUGGACCUUACGGCCUGGCACAAGAAGCACAUCGAGUCGAAGGAGUGGAACCGGCUCUUCGCGGAGGGAAAGCUUGCUGAGAAUCCGUCUCAGCAUCUGUGGGCGUUCGGCGUGGCUGGGUGGGUUAAACGCCUGCUUGGCAUUGAGUCACGAAGCACCCUCGAAUUCAUAGUUAUCCCUAUUUGUACGAACAGAAAUUUGCUUGCUGCACAUACUUAG